AUGCCACCUCGUCGCCGUGCAGCUGCCAAUGCGCAGUCCCGUAUUACCUUCGGUACCCAGUCCCGGGUGACCAAACCGUCAACCACCCCAACUACACUGCACAAGGGGAAGGACCUUGAUUCCAAAGCCCCACGAACGACCGAUGAAUCCGCAUCUGCCACUCCUGAGCCCGCACAGGUUGUGGCCCCCGAGCUAUCCAAACCUCACAUUACCGAAUUAGCAGUGCGCCAGCCUGAGCCCAAACAGAUUCGAACCCCAGAAGAGGAACAAGCGUUGAAGCUAUCCUUGAAAGACCUGCGGAAAUAUUGGAAUGAGAAAGAGCCGGAGAAAGAUAGAGAUCGGCCAUUCCGAUGGCAUCAAGGAGGCGUGAACCUAGAGGAGAAGAUUCUCCGGAAUUUCGAUCAGUCUAGUCAAUACGGGCCAUGUAUUGGUAUGAAUCGGACCCAGCGGUGGCGGCGUGCGCAAAAACUAGGCCUGAACCCGCCGAUCGAGGUUUUAACCGUCCUUCUGAAGGGUGAGGAUAUAGAUGAGAUGUCCCAUAUGGAGGCCUUGAUCUCUCGGUGA
Molecule: messenger RNA, 564 nt
Organism: Penicillium longicatenatum
Lineage: Eukaryota; Fungi; Ascomycota; Eurotiomycetes; Eurotiales; Aspergillaceae
Product: putative DNA polymerase delta subunit 4
Exons: 3
Coding region: 1-564 (187 amino acids)
Biological process (GO): DNA synthesis involved in DNA repair; DNA-templated DNA replication
Cellular component (GO): delta DNA polymerase complex
Molecular function (GO): DNA-directed DNA polymerase activity
Source: RefSeq, a predicted model, not a curated record